AGAGGGAGGAGUGACUCUGCUUCGCCUAAACCUAGAGCGCCCCUCAAACUGACAGGCGAGCUUUAUUCAGGGACACCAUGUCUAUCCCCGAAACUGACAGCCAGAGUGGCCACUAGUGAACAGGAGACAAAGGCAUUCUGAGCCUCAGAGGCCGUUUGUCUACGUGUGCUCAGUUGGCGGCUCACGGCGUUUUGAGUGUCUUUUAUGAAACUCUGGAGGAUGCGCGUGGACAUGAUUGCUAUUCGAAUUUUGUCCGGGUUGAGCGUCCUUGUCCUACAUGCCCAUGGCGCGAGAGUUGUAAGCGGCCAGACCGUGUGCCAUGGGGGCCCAGAGCAGCCGUGCUACAAGAUCGCCUACUUCCGCGACAUGACGAGCCGCGUGGCCUUCUGGGAGGCGAGUCAGGCGUGCGAGCUGGACGGCGGCUCGCUGCUGAGCGUGGACAACGCCGCCGAGCAGCGCCACGUCGAGUGGCUCCUGCGGGAGAUCAGCAGCAUCGCCGACGGAGACUUCUGGAUCGGCCUGACCCGCUCGGACGGCGACAGCACCCAGGAGCACGCCGGGGUCACCUCCUGCCCAGACCUUUACCGCUGGACGGACGGGAGUGUGUCGGAGUUCAGGAACUGGUACUUUGACGAGCCGUCGUGUGGGGGCGAGGCCUGCGUGGUGAUGUAUCACCAGCCCACCGCGCAUCACGGCCUGGGCGGAGCCUACCUGUACCAGUGGAACGAUGACAGAUGCAACAUGAAGCACAACUUCAUCUGCAAAUAUGAGCCAGAGAGCCAUUUGGUGAAGGAACAAGGGGACAGGCCUGGAAUUCGUGAAACAGACGCUCACGCAUCAGAGGAGUCUGCGAACACGAAGCCAGCUGUGGAUGCGGAGGACGGGGAGAGUCCAGUGUUAGUGGCUGACCCCUCAGGUAUGUUCCUGGUGUACGUGAUCAUUCCAACCAUUCCGUUGCUGCUGCUCAUCUUGGUGGCGUCCGGGACCUGCUGCUUCCAGAUGCUCAGCAAAAGCAAGCCGAGGACCAAGACAAGUGUCAAUCAGUCAACACUUUGGAUCUCCAAGAGCCCCAAGUCUGGGAGUGCCAUGGAGGUGUGAGGAUGUGCGUGGAGACGUGGCGUAGGAAACCAGCACACCGCUCCUCCUGGGGGCGUGUGGACGAGACGCUGUCGUCCACUUUGUGCAACAUGCCGCUUGACCCCUCCGCUUGUCUGCAGACCAGUGUGUUGUCUCGAUGCGUAACUGACCCCUCCGCUUGUCUGCAGACCAGUGUGUUGUCUCGAUGCGUAACUGACCCCUCCGCUUGUCUGCAGACCAGUGUGUUGUCUCGAUGCGUAACUGACCCCUCCGCUUGUCUGCAGACCAGUGUGU
Molecule: messenger RNA, 1371 nt
Organism: Alosa alosa (allis shad)
Lineage: Eukaryota; Metazoa; Chordata; Actinopteri; Clupeiformes; Clupeidae
Gene: chodl
Product: chondrolectin
Exons: 7
Coding region: 205-1098 (297 amino acids)
Biological process (GO): positive regulation of axonogenesis
Cellular component (GO): cytoplasm
Source: RefSeq, a predicted model, not a curated record